Messenger RNA from Emiliania huxleyi CCMP1516, 773 nucleotides. RefSeq lists its product as hypothetical. The coding region runs from base 132 to 530 and encodes 132 amino acids. NCBI's taxonomy places the organism in Eukaryota, Haptophyta, Isochrysidales, Noelaerhabdaceae. The record is from RefSeq and is a predicted model, not a curated record. The transcript has 2 exons.
GCCACGUGGACGUGCUCAAGGUGAAGAUCGUCUCCGACUAUUUGCGCGCGCAGGAGCUGUGCGCCGACGCGCGGAAGCGGAAGCAGGAGGAGUGGUUGUCCGCCUUCGACCGCUGCGACGAGUCGCUGCAGAUGGACCUCAAGCGCGCGGCGGAGCACAUCGCCAUGGACGUGUAUCGCGCCACCGACGCGCCAGGCGCCUCUGAGGCGGACAGCCGCCGCCGCGCCGAGGAGAUAGCGCUGAGCGAGUUCGGCAGCGCGGCGCGGUGGACGCCGGGCACGACCGAGGCGUGGCUAGACUACACCGAGGACGGGCCGUGGGAGAUCGCGCGCUUUCUGCAGAAGCGUCUCGCGCGGCGAGCGCGCGAGAGCAGAGAGAGCGCCGCCGCCGCCGCCGGUGGCAUGCCCAGCGCUCCGGCGGGGACGCCGGUCGCGGCGUUGCGCAUGCAGCGAUCGUUCACCCCGAGCGCCGGCUCCGACCUGCCCACGCCCGCCUCGACGGCCACGCUGACGCCCGAGCCCAUGGAUUGAUGAGCGGCCGAACACACUCGAACACACACAUGAGCGUGCAAGUCACGAGAGGGGAAAUCACCCCUAAUGAGCGGCCGACACACGUGUGUACGCGCCUCGUGCUCUCUUUUUGUGUCUUGAGUCUUGUACGUUGUAGCCCGCGCGCGUCUGCGCUCUGCCGUCUCUCGCGGUGUCUAGUGUCUUUCGUCGUUGUGCCGCUACAACAAUGGUUGACGUAAGAUAUAUCUCAAAGAGUACUAAGUA